GCCGUUACUCCCGAGCCCCGCGUCUCCACUGAGCCCAGGAGUGGUCCUGAUCUCUUCGGGACACAGCAUCAGCUCGUCCAGAACUUGCAAGUUCUCCAAGACAACGCAAUCGAGGAUUAUCACCCUCUCAUAAACCAUCCUUCACAACCAUCUCCUCCAUAAGGAGGAUGGACGUGCUCCUGACCAGCCUCCUGCUGUGUCUUGUCGGCGGAAGCCACCAUCUGAACGAGGUUGCAGGCUAUGGUUUGGAGGUAAAGUAUCAGGAAUUUGUGGUGACUGCAACAGAGGGAAGGGCGGUGGAACUCCCCUGCAGCUUCUGGUUCCCCAGCUGGCAAGGACCCGUUGCACGAGUCAUGUGGACGAGAGAUGGCACUGAUGUCACAGCAGAUAAGCUCGUCUACAGCUCCACGUCAACAGAGGUGGCUAAGAGCUACAGAGGUCGAACCUCCCUCAGCGACAAACUCAGCAACAGGAUCUGCACUCUCAAGAUCAACAACGUCCGAGUUUCAGAUGUCGCCACCUACUUCUUCACAUUUGAGAUGAACACCCAGGAGUUCACUGGGACACCAGGAGUUCAGCUUCGUGUAAAAUGUGCUAGGUUAAAUGACGCCACUGUGAGCUACGGACCCUCGGCGGAGGUGAAGGUGCAGGAGGGAGGCCGUGCGCUGCUGCCCUGCGCCUUUUGCAUUCGCAGUCACUCCAGCGUUGGGGGCUUCUGGCUCGUUUACGAUCGCUAUGACGAGACAACGACCGGAAACAUCGUCUACAGCUCAAUUUACCGUGACAGCCUCAUAGAUCGGUACAAGGGGAGAGUCGCGUUGGUGGGGAGUCUGAGUUCGGGGAACUGCUCCCUGGAGAUCAGAGACGCGAUGAGGGGAGACUCCAGGACAUAUUUCUUCCGCGCCAACAUCGAUGGAAAAAAGUUCAGUGGCACAGCAGGAAUUAAAGUUACAGUCGUUGCCAGGUCAUUAACUCCCAAAACUGAAGGAAGCAAGAGAAUCAGGGAGAACGUGGGGACAGGAGCCAAUCUCAAGUGCACAACCACGAGAUCGCAGCAAGCGGACAACUUUAAGUGGUGGAAGUACAGAUCAGAUGGCCGGUAUGAGAGGUUGUCUGAGACGAGAAGCGACCUGACCUUCGAAGCUGUGGCUGUCAAAGACGUGGGCUGGUACGAAUGCGAAGCGUGGAGCUCCUCAGCAAACAGCGAAAGUUCAUGGACGGAGCUGCAAGUUUUAUCCUUCCUACCGGCCUCGCCGGGGCUGCGUGCCGCCGUGCCGGCCACCCUGGUCUGCAGCGUGCACACCGUGUCGCGUUUGGACUCCGUCACCAUCCGCUGGGUCCUAGACGACGAUGUCAAGUGGACAAACUCGACCUCCCAGGAUCCAUCUCCAAACGGGACGUUCAUCGUGACUAGCUGGCUCAGCUUCACCCCAUCACCCGAGGACGAUGGGAAGAGAUGGCGCUGUGAGGCCUCGGGAGGCGACGUGGCCUCAACGACGGUCCAGGAUUUUAUCCUGGACGUAAAGUACGCGCCGGUGAACACGACGGUUCAUUCUGCUCCUCGUCUCCCGAGGGUGGAGUCUGGUGACAACGUGACCUUGACGUGCGUCGCCCACGGUAACCCGAGCCUCACGUCGUUCAGCUGGAGCAGGGUACCACCCAGCGGCCGCCAGCUCCCUCACAACCCCACAGGAGGUAUCUUGAUCCUGAUGAACGUCACGGCGGAGGACUCGGGGCGCUACCUCUGCGAGGCGUCCAACAGCGAGGGCCCCGGAACCUCCGCUCACCUCGACCUGGACGUGCAGUAUGCACCGGUGGUGGUGAACGUGUCUCAGGAUGAGACGUGUGGGGGUGAAGGGGACGUGUGCCUCUUCUGUGAGGUGAAGGCCAAUCCUCGUGCCGCCAUCACUUGGUGGGCUUGGGGGAGCGACGUACCAGAAUGGACCCAGGAUGGGAAGGAAACCCUGACCUGGAGCUCCGUGGUCAUAAAGAAAUCACAGGAGAAGAAUGUGACCUGUGAGGCGGCAAACGUCAUCGGCGAGACUAAGGCCGUGUUUUACAUUCAAGAACUGGUGUCAGCAUCCUGGGCCAUGCACGUGGCCGCUGGUGUGGUGGUCACGCUGCUUCUGCUGCUCCUCUCUGCGCUCUGCUGGCGAGGACGAGGUGCUGUGCAGCACACGGCUCCCAGCACCGUUUCGCAAACGAUAACCGAGAACUUCCUCGGCAUGCAGUGUGCCGCGGGGCCAUGGGGGCUGCUCUCAAAUACAGGCGUCACACGCAGGCACUGGGGAUCAGACACGAGCAGUGUGACGCAGGUACUGGGGAUUGGUUAAGAUCUUCCUCUCCUUUACCCCAGUGGCGGCUAGCAAGCCUCUUCAGGA
This is a messenger RNA of Lethenteron reissneri (Far Eastern brook lamprey), 2381 nucleotides long. RefSeq names its product sialic acid-binding Ig-like lectin 10. The record is from RefSeq and is a predicted model, not a curated record. Lineage: Eukaryota; Metazoa; Chordata; Hyperoartia; Petromyzontiformes; Petromyzontidae.